AUGUCGUCGGUCAAGCCCCAAACCACGCCGCCUUCCACCUCGCACGUCCUUCUAUCCUAUCCUGCCGACCAUGUCCUCCUCGUCACCAUCAAUAGAGAAAAGCAGAUGAAUAGCAUCCCAUUCGAGGGACAUCUCGAAAUGGGCGAGGUCUUUGACUGGUUCGACCACGAGCCUAAUCUGCGCGUCGCCAUCGUUACUGGGGCCGGCACAAAGAGCUUCUGUGCGGGACAGGACCUGAUACAGCUAGGAAAGAUCCGGAGCGGACAGCUCAAAGCCACCCCAGGCCUCCUGAGACACCCUCUUAGUGGCUUCGGUGGGCUAAGUCGGCGCAUGGGCAAGAAGCCCGUCAUUGCAGCCGUCAAUGGAUUCGCGCUCGGAGGCGGCUUCGAGAUUGUAUUGGGCUGCGACUUGGUGGUAGCAGCACCACAUGCCACAUUUGGUCUCCCAGAAGCUCUCCGUGGCAUUUUCGCUGGUGCAGGAGGCCCUCCACGACUCGUCCGUAAUGUCGGCCUGCCUAUCGCAUCCGAAAUGGCACUCACAGGAAAACCCAUUACCGCGCAAAGGGCCAAAGAGCUCAACCUCGUCAACCGCAUAUCCCCCUCCAAAGAAACGGUUGUACAAGAGGCACUCAAGCUAGCAAGUGAGAUUGCUGCAAUCUCACCAGACUCGGCCAUUGUCACCAGAGCAGCUUUGAGAGAGGCCUGGGAAACUGGGAGCGUGGAGCGAGCCACUCAACUGGUACUUGAACAAUACAACCAUGGACUCAACUCUGGCGAGAAUGCUCUUGAAGGACUACGGGCUUUUGCCGAAAAGCGGAAACCAAAUUGGCAACCUUCCAAGCUGUAG
Messenger RNA from Bipolaris zeicola 26-R-13, 846 nucleotides. RefSeq lists its product as uncharacterized. Gene Ontology annotation, biological process: fatty acid beta-oxidation. Bases 1 to 846 code for a protein of 281 amino acids. NCBI's taxonomy places the organism in Eukaryota, Fungi, Ascomycota, Dothideomycetes, Pleosporales, Pleosporaceae. Gene Ontology annotation, molecular function: enoyl-CoA hydratase activity. The transcript is spliced from 2 exons. Gene Ontology annotation, cellular component: mitochondrion. The record is from RefSeq and is a predicted model, not a curated record.